Hippocampus comes (tiger tail seahorse) is the source of this 1046-nucleotide messenger RNA. RefSeq names its product ADP-ribosylation factor-like 2 (gene arl2). Gene Ontology annotation, molecular function: GTP binding; GTPase activity. Lineage: Eukaryota; Metazoa; Chordata; Actinopteri; Syngnathiformes; Syngnathidae. The record is from RefSeq and is a predicted model, not a curated record. Bases 131 to 685 code for a protein of 184 amino acids. The transcript has 5 exons.
GAGGCUGCGCUCGUGUACCACUUCCGUGUCCACACGCGAGCUGAUUGAAACAUAAGACCGAAGAGAAAAUCAUUUUUUUUCUUUGUUUGCUUGACCUAAAUACCUAAUCGAUCAACAGGACAUCUUGGCGAUGGGUUUGCUGACAAUUCUGAAGAAGAUGAAGCAGAAAGAGCGCGAGAUGCGACUACUAAUACUAGGUCUAGACAACGCGGGGAAGACGACCGUCGUGAAGAGGCUGAAUGGCGAGGACAUCAGCACCAUCCCACCGACGCUGGGUUUCAGGAUCAUCACGUUGGAACACAGAGACUACAAGUUGAACAUUUGGGACGUGGGGGGACAGAAAUCUCUACGCUCCUACUGGAGGAACUACUUUGAACGCACGGAUGGUCUCGUGUGGGUAGUGGACAGCGCAGACCGACAACGCAUGGAGGACUGCAGGCAGGAGCUCCACAAGCUGCUGCUAGAGGAGAGGUUACUUGGUGCAACAUUGUUGGUGUUUGCAAACAAGCAAGAUUUACCUGGUGCUAUGUCGGAAGAAGCGAUACAAACGACAUUAGCCCUGGAUGACAUCAAAAACCACCACUGGUGCAUUAUGGGAUGCAGUGCAGUGACAGGCCAGAAUCUUCUGGCAGGGAUGGACUGGUUGUUGGAUGAUAUUGCCGCACGGCUCUUCAAUGCAGACUGACGUGAUGUUCACUUUGACAGAGGACAUUGACGUUGCCUUAUGUUUUGUCAUGACACAAACAUCUGUGCAUUCUUAGGUAGCAAAAAUGCGGCCCCGUCAACUAAAGCUGACGAGUGCACAAGUGUUCGGCUCACAACCCAUCAUGACUCGCUGGUUUUGGUUAUAUCACAUUCACAAGCUGUCAUUUUCAGUUGACAAAUGGGCAAAAUGGCCACCUCCUGCAAUUGAUAAAAAUGCAAUCUUUUUGAUGAUUAAUUCAUUAUCCCUCAAGUAUUAUCAAAAUACUGUGUUUAUGCCAACUGGGGACACACAGCACAUAUUUCGGACUUUUACUAAAGGUUGUGAACUACCAAAAAAAAAA